ACGUCGUCUACCACUUGCACAUGCGCAGACUGAUCGUGUGUUUUGGUACCAAUCGUCUGAAGAAGACAACAGAGCAGUGCGGUCUACGUCUGUGAAGAACAUCUUUUCCCUGAGCAGCAGGUGUAAACCUCCAGGAUGAAGCAGGAGAAACCACAGCCCCCCCAUAUUAAUAAAAAAGAGGAGGAGCCACAUCUUACCCACAUUAAAGAGGAAGUUGAGGAGCUACAUCGCCCACACAUAAAGGAGGAAGAAAAGGAAUACAGUAACAGUCAGAAUGGAGAGCAUCUUGAAGGAAUGGAGGUUGAUAUCUCCAAGAUUCCAUUGAAUGGUGUCAUUGUGAAGAUUGAAGAUGAUGAGGUCAAAAGUGAAAGUGAGAAGAGAGAGGUGGAGCCUCCAAGCAGCAGCUCAACUCAACACAUGACAACAGAAGAUGAUGGAGACCACUGUGGAGGAUCACAAGCAGACAAGCUCUUAGCUCCACUAUCAGAUAGUGAUGACAUGACGUCACACUCUCCUGAAACUGAUGAUAAAGACUCUGAAGCUGAUACAACAUGUCACACUGACAACACACACUUUGAAUGUCCUCACUUUGGCAAAACUUUUAAUUACCGUUGUAAUCUGAAAACACACACUGGCCUUUAUGCAACAAGCAAUAUGUGGCAGACAGAGGAGCCUGGAUCCAGCCUGGCCUACAGGCCAACAUGGCAAGGGGGAAGAAUGGCCGACAUUUCCUGCUCUGCGGCUCAGGUCCAGAUCCUUACCCUGCUGGAAACGAUUAAACACACCCAAGACCAGCUGGUGGCGAAGGUCAACUUCUUAACCAGCAGGUUGACCAGUACCCCGGGGCCAGAAGUUGAAAUGCUGGCCAAUAUCCAGUUUCCACUGGAACAGUUGGAGGAAGUGGAGGCAUUUGAGGCAUUUUUGAAGGAACCAUCAAAUGGCCCAGCUCGGCAAAGAGUGAUUUCUUCUUUGGCCACCAUUGGAGGCCAGGAUGUGAAGCGGGUGACCUGGAACAUCCUGGGCAGGAUCUUCACAGAUAAGGUUGCACAUCAGAUAAAUUGGAAGGGUGUCAACAACAAAAAGGCCUUUAGCAGGAUGGCAACAAAGACCUUGCUUUUCAGUGCUGUGAGAAAAAAUGUGCUGACAGGGUCAGCCACGGAUGCUGAGGUCACCAAACACGCGAUCAGGUGGUUCAACCUUGCGGCGGAUCGGGCGGCGAGGAGACGAGUCCCGCCUCCACCUCCACAGACAGAUCAGGAGAGUUCCGUUAAAAAAGGGAGAAAGUCCACGGGAAGUGACGUCGUCUACCACUUGCACAUGCGCAGACUGAUCGUGCGUUUUGGUACCAAUCGUCUCGGAGAAGGCAACAGAGCAGUGCGGUCUACGUCUGUGAAGAACAUCUUUUCCCUGAGCAGCAGGUGUAAACCUCCAGGAUGAAGCAGGAGAAACCACAGCCCCCCCAUAUUAAAAAAGAAGAGGAGGAGCCACAUCUUACCCACAUUAAAGAGGAAGUUGAGGAGCUACAUCGCCCACACAUAAAGGAGGAAGAAGAGGAAUACAGUAUCAGUCAGAAUGGAGAGCAUCUUGAAGGAAUGGAGGUUGAUAUCUCCAACAUUCCAUUAAAUGUUGUCAUUGUGAAGAUUGAAGAUGAUGACGUCAAAAGUGAAAGUGAGGAGAGAGAGGCGGUGUCUCCAAGCAGCAGCUCAACUCAACACAUGACAACAGAAGCUGAUGGAGACCACUGUGGAGGAUCACAAGCCGACAAGCUCUUAGCUCCACUAUCAGAUAGUGAUGACAUGACGUCACACUCUCCUGAAACUGAUGAUGAAGACUCUGAAGCUGAUACAUGUCACACUGACAACACACACUUUGAAUGUUCUCAAUGUGGCAAAACUUUUAAUUACUCUUGUAAUCUGAAAACGCACAUGAGAACACACACUGGUGAGAAACCUUUUUCCUGUGUAAGCUGUGGUAAAAGUUUUACGCAAAAUCAUCAUUUGAAAACACACAUGAGAAUACACACUGGUGAAAAACCUUUUUUUUGUUCGUUAUGUGGUAAAGGUUUUACACAAAAUCAUAAUUUGAAGGCACACAUGAGAAUACAUGCUGGUAAAAAACCUUUUACUUGUUCAUUUUGUGGUAAAGGUUUUACACAUAAUCAUCAUUUGACAGGACAUAUGAGAACACACGCUGGUGUAAAACCUUUUUCCUGUUCAAUCUGUGCUGAAGAUUUUGCACACAAAAUUCAUUUGAAAUCACACAUGACAACACACACUGGUGAAAAACAUUUUUCCUGUUCAAUCUGUGCAAAAGGUUUUACACAAAGUCAUAGUUUGAAGGCACACAUGAGAGUACACGCUGGUGAAAAACUUUUUAGCUGUUCAAUCUGUGCUAAAAGUUUUACACACAAAAAUUAUUUGAAAACACACAUGACAAUACACACUGGUAAAAAACCUUUUUCAUGCUCAAUCUGUGCUAAAGGUUUUACGCAAAAUCAUCAUUUGAAAGCACACAUGACAAUACACACUGGUGAAAUACCUUUUUCCUGCUCAAUCUGUGCUAAAGGUUUUGUACGAAAAGAUACCUUGAAAAGACACAUGACAACACACACUGGUGGGGAAGUGUGAGUUGCAGUGUGUGUGAUGAAAGAGUCUCAAAAGUACCAGUGUAAGAAGUGUAACACUCUUGUUAGUGGGUUUCUACCAUUGAUAGAUUCGAUUUUUAAGAUUGGUUUUAUGUAUGUUAGAAGAAUGCAUUAGUUUACAACAUUGUGUACAUUCAUUUUAAAUAACACAUUUUCAUUGAUUGAAAAGGGGACUGAAGCAUCAGCUUAUUUUGACUAACCAUAUUAACGUUUUUUAACAUUCCCUUUAAAACUAUAAACAGAACAAAAUUUAUGUUGCAUUAAAAAACAUGGAUUGUGUGUACAGAAUAAAUGAAAUAUAUUUUACGCACUUAUUCAUUUAGGUUUUUAAUUAAAGUGUUGCAUAUUUUCAUUUCUAAUUCUAAAUAAUUCCAUUGAUGGUGUCCUUUAUAUGAUAUACAUAUUUGUUUCACAUUGUUUCAUACUUUUGCUUUUGAAUGCACAUAAAUCCCUCUUAGUUCAUAUGUAUUGGUUCACAUCUGAAACGUCUUAUGGAUCACGUCUGGAAGCAUUUUAUUAUUUACUUUAUACAUUAUUUGAGCAGUCUUGUAUUCUACAAGAUCAAUUACUUUUAACAUGUCCUCCUCACUCCAUGUUUGACCCUUUUCCCAGUGCACCUUUACGGGGUGCAGCCCUUGUUGCGACCCAUGCAUGUUCCUGUUCUGUCUACUCCGUAUGAUGUAUGUCUGAUUUUGAACGGGUUUGGACUGAAAAUGUAAUUGUGUUGCACUUUUUAAGUUCAAUGACAAAGUACUAUUCCAUGAUGUGACUUUUAUAAAUCAUUUGUCCAGUCUUGAUAAUCAAUUCUAUGAAUUAUCCUUAUUAUUCUCUUAUGUGAUAUGACUAUUGGGUUUGUGUUUGUUUUAUAUGUAUGUCCCCAGGCCUCUAUGCAACAAGCAAUGUAUGCUUCAAGUAAAGUUCUGAUUUUAAGUUUA
Molecule: messenger RNA, 3579 nt
Organism: Entelurus aequoreus (snake pipefish)
Lineage: Eukaryota; Metazoa; Chordata; Actinopteri; Syngnathiformes; Syngnathidae
Exons: 8
Coding region: 136-1437 (433 amino acids)
Source: RefSeq, a predicted model, not a curated record